AAUACAAUCAGUAAAGGUCAGUUGGUCCAAGAAACCUUGAAAGAUGAACAUAUAAGAAGCCCAUGUCCACAACCAAAUAGAAACAUUCGUCGGAAGAGUCAAUCUAGACGUUCAGUGAAUCUUACAGUUUGCGUAUUCAGCCUUAUAGGAUUUGAAUUAUCUACAACUGAAGAAUGCACGCUCCUGCUGCAGUUGAAAAAGCCAUGGAGAAACCAAGAAUCUAUAUCGAAGUGUCUGGAAAUUGGUUGCGGUCCCGGAGAUAUAACAAAAGACAUUUUGUUGCCGUCUCUUGGCUCAAGUGCACACAUAAUUGGCGUGGAUAUUUCCGAGCCCAUGGUCAAAUACGCGAAUGAAAAAUAUGGUGAUGAAAAACGGCUCCAAUUCGAGGUACUGGAUAUUGAAACGAAAAAUUUACCUAAAAAAUAUAUUUCUGAAUUCGAUCAUAUAUUUUCGUUUCACACUUUGCACUGGUGCAGUGACAUUCGACACGUUCUUAAAAACAUUUAUCAAAUGCUACAACCCAAUGGAUUCGCAUUUUUGCAAAUAGUAGCAGCUCAAGAUUAUUUGGACAUUAUGGGGAAGUUGAUACGAGACAUCCGCUUUGCACAAUAUGUACCGGAGCACAUAAGAAACAUUUUACCGUAUCAAGAAUUCAAUAAUACGCGUAAAGGAUUCAAAGAAUUACUUCAAAGUGAAGGCUUUACUGUUCACCAUUGCAGUCUUCGGAAUGAAGUGGAUUUUGAAGAAAAAGCAGAACCGUUUAUAGGUAUGAACAAGGCAAAAAUUCCCAAAAUUGAUGGUCGCGAUAUGUGGCCAGCGUUAGUAUCCGAAAGAUUUAGUCUUAGACAAGAGGUGCUAAUAAACAUCGAUGAUAUCGCUGGCUACUCAGCUAUUCGUCGUGGUAAUUUCAAAUAUGUGGACGGUGAAACGCAGUUGCGUUCCAACUGGAUAGGUGACUCCGGAAAAUCACCUAACGAAAAUCGACCGUCGUACGAUCCUGAAAAAGUGCUACAUAGCAAAGCCGGAAUUGCUAUCGCUCAGAUAACUAACGCGCGAAUAUCAGAGCGGAAAAGAAGAAAUGUUAUAGAAAGAUUAGAAGAGAAUAUACUGACUUCUCACAAGAUUCUACAAUUAAGGCAUCAGGCUGAAAUCCAUUGCAACGUGACGGAACAGGAAAAGAUUAACUAUGGUACCACCGAGCAACGAAAAACUAGAUCCGCGGGCGAAUCCAAUAUACUGGAACAAUACUUGGAGUUGCUGGUGUGAUUCAUUACUUUUGAAUUAAACUAACAGUACCGUGACCAUCACAUAUUUGAAUGUGUUCAUCAUGAUCGUUUUUAUCGCUUGCAUGAUCUUGAUUACUGCAGGUAUUUCUUUCGGAUGUAAAUUAUACCGUUCUAAAAGAUAAUGUAUUACCAUACAGUACAGAAAGCUAUUAGAAAUUUUUCAAAAUCAUCUCAACCUUUCACAUUUUAUGUAAAACAAUUCUGAAAAAAUUCUACA
Molecule: messenger RNA, 1503 nt
Organism: Vollenhovia emeryi
Lineage: Eukaryota; Metazoa; Arthropoda; Insecta; Hymenoptera; Formicidae
Exons: 8
Source: RefSeq, a predicted model, not a curated record